CUGCUCACUGCUCUUCUGCUGCUCACUCCCCACUCCAGCUCCUCCCAACUCCCAGCAUCCUCCUCCCAACUCCCGACGCUCCCUCCCUCAGAUCCAUACGAGGAGACCGGGCCGAGUCGAGCGAUGCCGCCGCCGCAGCCGAACGGGGGGAAGGUGACGCCGAACCUGGCCAUGGACGCGGAGGCCACGCGCAUGCUCAACCUCACCGUGCUCCAGCGCCUCGACCCCGCCGUCGAGGACAUCCUCAUCACCGCCGCCCACGUCACGCUCUACGACUUCAACAUCGACCUCAACCAAUGGAGCCGCAAGGACGUGGAGGGGUCGCUCUUCGUCGUCAAGAGGAACACGCAGCCGAGGUUCCAGUUCAUCGUCAUGAAUAGGCGCAACACUGAUAAUCUGGUGGAGGAUCUAUUGAGUGAUUUCGAAUAUGAACUUCAACCUCCAUAUUUGUUGUACCGGAAUGCCGCACAAGAAGUGAAUGGUAUUUGGUUUUAUAACCAACAUGACUGUGAAGCUGUUGCAAGCCUUUUUGGAAGAAUACUGAAUGCUUAUGUCAAAGUGCCUCCAAAACCAAAAGUGCCUUCCACAAAAAGUGAGUUUGAAGAAUUGGAGGCUGUUCCUACAUCUGCUGCUAUAGAUGGCCCCCUUGAACCUCCGCCAUCAUCCACUGCUCUAGUUUCUGAUACACCUGAUGAAUCAUUGGCCAAUUACUUCAAUGGUGCUGCUACCAUCGGGAGUGUAUCAAGCGCACCAAUGGCUGGAAGAACGCAUCCAUCCACUGAGUCCAUUGCAUCUUCCCAUGUGCCGUUGAUGGUUCCAGCUGCUACUCCAGCACAUCAAAUACCUCAUCCUUUAGGGGGUUCAUCAGCUCCACCACUGCCCCUCCAUGACGCUAAUGCCCGUGUGAGCCAUUCAACAAAUCUUCUGACACCGGCAUUCUUUGCGCCUCCAUCACCCUCUUUGACAUCGGUGGCACCACCAGUUUCAUCCGUGAUGCCUACAGCACCGCCUCUUCACCCAAAUUCUGCAUCUGCUCAACCUCCUCCAUAUGGCACCCCCUUGCUCCAACCUUUCCCCCCACCUACUCCACCUCCUUCCCUUACCCCUGCACACAACGAUGGGCCUGUUAUUUCAAGGGAUAAAGUUAAGGACGCCCUCCAGAGACUUGUUCAGAGCGACGAGUUCAUCGAUUUAAUCUAUCGGGAGCUGCAAAAUGCACACAUGUAGACUGCUCAGCAGUAUAUAUGGAGUUCAUCUAAAAAAGGUAGCCUGUAUGGAGUUGCUGGCUGAACAAGAUUGCCUUUGUCUUUUUUUUUGUGAGUUUUGUAAGAUUUAUUUCUCAAAACAUCUGUAUAGCUUGUUUUAAUGUCUUGAUGUAGAGGGCUUAUAGCAUUGUUUGGUAGUAUUUGUCGUACUUGUUUCCCAAUAACUGUAUUGUCAGAUAGUAUCUAUGUUAGUGAGUAUCAAGAAAGUUAGAUUCGGCGAUGUCCCUUUUUGGGGCAUCCUGAUUUUGUAAAUCAGGACUUGUGCAGGAAUAUUUAAAUACCAUAUUUUUGUGUGAUUUACCACAAUUACCACCGCAGUA
Phragmites australis (common reed) is the source of this 1585-nucleotide messenger RNA. Its product is annotated as mRNA-decapping enzyme-like protein. Gene Ontology annotation, cellular component: P-body. NCBI's taxonomy places the organism in Eukaryota, Viridiplantae, Streptophyta, Magnoliopsida, Poales, Poaceae. The coding region runs from base 124 to 1227 and encodes 367 amino acids. Gene Ontology annotation, molecular function: enzyme activator activity; mRNA binding. Gene Ontology annotation, biological process: deadenylation-dependent decapping of nuclear-transcribed mRNA; positive regulation of catalytic activity; deadenylation-independent decapping of nuclear-transcribed mRNA. The transcript is spliced from 8 exons. The record is from RefSeq and is a predicted model, not a curated record.